This is a messenger RNA of Quercus robur (English oak), 669 nucleotides long. RefSeq lists its product as uncharacterized. NCBI's taxonomy places the organism in Eukaryota, Viridiplantae, Streptophyta, Magnoliopsida, Fagales, Fagaceae. The transcript has a single exon. The record is from RefSeq and is a predicted model, not a curated record. The coding region runs from base 1 to 669 and encodes 222 amino acids.
AUGAGAUGGUUCAAUAGCUUGAAGAAGAACUCCAUAGACUCCUAUAAGCAGCUCACCCAAGUUUUUUGCUCUCGUUUUAUCACGAACAGCAGGGUUCCUCGGCCUUUGAGUUCAUUGUUGACAUUAUCCAUGCACGAAAGGGAAACCUUAAAGGCAUAUUCGGAUAGGUACUGGGAGAUGUACAACGAGAUGGAUGAUAACCACGACGACGUUGCCAUCAGCACGUUUAAAAGUGGUCUCCCCACUAAGCAUGGUUUAAGGAAGUCCCUAACUGGUAAACCCGUUACCAACGUUUGUCAACUGAUGGACAGGAUUGACAAAUACAAAAGGGUGGAAGAGGACCAGCUACAAGGGAAAGGAAAGGAGAAGAUCAUCCCUCACAAGGGGAAUGAUUAUAGGUUGGAACGAUACAACAGUAACCAUCCGAGGAGGGAUUUUGCGAGACAAUCUGGACCAACCAACGUGCAAGCAGUUAAUGCCAUAUUCAGAGAGCCGGUGCAACAAGUUUUGGAGAAAGUCAAGAACGAGCCUUUCUUCAAGUGGCCGAAUAAAAUGGCUGGAGACUCCUCAAAGCGCAACCAGAGUCUAUAUUGUCAAUACCACCAAGAUCACGGACAUACCACUGAAGAUUGCAGGAACCUUUGGAACUACUUGGAUCAGUUGGUCUGA